GCGGGGACUGCGGUGGAAGUUGUUAGCGCAGUUAUAAUUAGCUCGGCCGGGGUCUCUGGUAAGCUGGGGUGGAGGAAGGGGGAGGAGUGUAACUUUUCGCAGCUCGGGGAGUCCAAGGUUGUCUCUGGUUACUGCUGCCCGCUGCUGCGGGGGGAGGCGCGGGCGGCCGCCUGCAGGAAGCACCAGCUCGUCUCCUUCCACAAAGGCCAAAUGGUGGCAGGCUCCCCUGGGCUGGGUUAGCACUUGUGCGCUCGCAGGAGCGGCUGCAGGGAGGGUGGCAGGGAGGAGGAGGAGGAGGAGGCUUUCUUUCCAGACCGCUGCCUCGGGAGAGUUGCGACUUGUGCGUUUGCUGCAGUUGCGUUUCUAAUAGCAGGUUCUGUUUUGUCUCGAUAAACGUGCAUGUUAGUCUGAACUACGAGGUGGUGGGUAAGACGGGAGCAGCAAAAGCUUGGUCUCUUUUUAUGCGUUUCGUAAAUUCAUCUCACUAAUAGAUGCGGUUAAUAAUUUUUGCCCCGGAUAGGCCUGGAAUUUUGCAAUCUGUGUUGGAACAGUUCGUUUCCAAAAAAAUAGGUAGGAGCCACGUGCAGUAGUUUUCUUCUUAGUUUUUGUUCCAGCUAAGGUUGCUUAGUUCAGGCAGCUAACUGCAGUGUGAAAAGUACCAUGAACAUUGAAAUUAAUGCUAUAAUGUCAAAUUUCUAAAGUACCCAUAAACAAGUACCAGGAAACUGCAAAUGAAAAAAGUGAAAGAAAAAAAUAAUCUGCUGAACAUAUAAUUUCUAGUGACUUACAGCUACCAGGUUUUCUUUGCCUUUGGUUUUUUUAACAAUUUGUAAAAACUAAACCGGUAGUGCCUUACCUCUAUACUUCUUCCUGACUCUUGUCCCAGUGAAAUCAUAUAAAGGAAAAAUCACGACCUUUACAGUUAAUUUUUCAGGAGUCCUUUAAAGGAUAUAAUAAAGGAAUUAAAUUUGAUGACUUCUUAGACUUCAGCUCCUUCUAGCAGAAGGUUUUACUUCUAAAAUACAAUUAACAAUACUAGUUUUUUAUUAAAUGCUUUUUGAUUUUUUUAAACUAAGGUGCUGGAAUCUAAAACUUUAAACAUUUUAGUGUGCUUUUUUAGCUUUUAUAGGACUCUUUAAAUUCUUUAAUGCUAAAAAGAGUUCACAUUUUAGAACGUUUGUUCUUUUACAUUCACUGUAUAGAAAGUGCAAUGAGUGUUACACCUUCCCCUGUGACCUAACAUGUACUUUGUAUUAAACCUCAGCAGUGACCUUUUGAAGUCCUGCUGUUUCCGAGCAAAUAGAUUAUGAAUCUUCAUUUUUCUGCUUGGUUUUUGUUUUUUUUUGGUGUGGUGUUUUGUGGUUUUUUUUAAUUUACAAAUAGCAUUGAUCUCCUUAUGGAGAAAGGAGUUGGAUUCUAGAAGGAGGAGGGAGGUACUGAUGUGUUUAUUGGUGUGGGUUAGAUUUGGCAUUCUUAGGUCGCGGGCAUUUUACUGCUGUUUUACUGCAUCUUUACAGUUCCGAGAUUCUGUAAACGGAGGAGCCCUUUGCUAGCAUCAGGCUAUGAGUUCCUAUGUAAGAUGAACUGUAUUCGUUUACCUUUCCAUCUGUCUAAAUUUCAUGGUAUUGUCUCUCCUGAUACGUGAUUUCUGAGAUGAUUACAACUGUAAAUCGGUGUUCAGUAACCUGAAGAAGUAUCAAUGCAAGUUCUUAUCCUAAAGCCUAACACUUAGAGGAUCAGCGUUGUAUUCUGUAGUAUUCAUUUAUGAAAGUCACAUCAUCCUACCUCGGUGGAUGGCUUGGUCUCUUGGGUAGUUCAAGACUCUUGAUUGACCACACUUUAUGCAAAAUCUGGAAUAUUCUUGCCUGGACUCUCUUCUGUUUUCUAAGGGUUCAUGUUGGGGAGAGGUCUAAAACGCAAGCUGAGUGACUAUGAGGAGAACAUGGCUGGUCUCUCGAGUGCCUUUGAUUCCAGUCGAAGUCUGUCAUACCCACUCAAGAGGCAGCUGGUGCUUAAUAUGUGCCUCACCAAGUUACAGACCUACAAAAUGCUGGUGGAACCGAACUUGCACCGCUCUGUCCUCAUAGCCAACACAGUGCGGCAAAUUCAGGAGGAAAUGAGACAAGAGAGUAAUCAGCAGCCAAUUAAUGUCUGCCCUGGCAUUACUCCUAGUUCUCACAGCUACAUGGAGUCAUCUGGGAUUUCUCUUCAGUUGCCUUCAGGUAUUAGUCAGCAAGAGUCUAACUGUUGCGAUUUGCGGUCUGUAGAAGACCCAAUUGAGAAUAGCCUGCUGAUAGUUUCAGAUGAUGAUAUGUCGUCUGCUAUUUCAUCUAUCCUGAAGGAUUUAGACUUUGUAGAAGAUAUAAGCCCGCCUACUUGUCUGGUUCCUACUGGAGAUGACCAGCCAAAGUUUCCAGAAAAUACCGGUCUAAAACUAGAAGAUGAUAGACAGGAUUUGAAGGGAGCUGAAUAUGUGUUUGGUUCCUUUGAGAUUUCAAAUUCAACUAGUUACUUGAAGGAUUUGGCAAUAGAUGACAUUUUUGAAGAUAUUGACACUUCAAUGUAUGAUUCAGACUUCUGUUGCCCUCCACUCAUGCCGCCCAGACCACCAUCUCUUGCUGCAGAAGAACCGUUGAAAACCUUCCCAUCUUGUAAUACUUCUUCAGCAAGCAACAUUCAGAUAUGUAGAGCAGAUCUGAGUGAGUUGGACCACAUCAUGGAAAUUCUUGUCGGAUCCUGAUCCCUGUUUUACCCAAAGAUACUUUUUAACUGCCACUUCCAUUUGGUUUCAGGAUAAAAGCCACUGGAAGAGUUGUAAAAAAUCCUUCAGAACAAACUAAAAAUAAUUUGUCUAUAGUUGGAUUUUCUAAGUGAUUCCAAAACUUAUAACCAAAAAAGUGGCAGAUUUUUUUUUUAAAAAAAGAAUUAUUUAUUUAUAAGAACUGUGCAAUCAUCUUUUUCCUUCCAGGGUGUAUGUGGAACAAUAAGGCACAUACCCUUAUCACCCCUCAUGCCUCUUUCAAUAAACUUUUUUAUGUGCAAUUUUUAAUUUGUCAGAAGAAUUUACAUGCGAAACAAUUUUCAUAUGAGAUGAUCUUUUACAAAGCCUCCACUUUAUUUUUAAUAUCAGAGACUGUGCCAAGUUGGCAUACGUCAAGUUGCAUAGUUAGAUUGCAUGGGCUGCAGGCGCAUUGCUAGAGAUGGGUAUAUUUUAAAAAUGAGACACGCUUUCUUUUGGUCCGAAAAGCAGAUCAAGACACUUGUCAACAGAGUCUCUUGCAUUUUCUAAAGCGUUCAGAACUAUUUAUUUUUGUAAAUUUUAUAGUCUUUCUACAUUUUACUACGUUAUUUCAUCAUAGUUCAAAUAUAAUGGACUCCUAGUUGGAUGUGUUUAGCACUACCUCUGAGCUGAAAUGCUUUAACUCUUUCCAGUGCUUCAUCUAAGACUGCAGAUCUUUGUGUUUUAUUUUAUUUUUGCUGGGGGAAAGUACUUCUAACUCAUCAGGCUGAUCCUUUGACAGUGACCUAGCUGAUUUGUGAAAUCAAGGGUAUUCGAUGUUUAAAAACUUUGAAGUAUUUACAAAUGUAAUUUAUAUGUAGAUUGUGCAAUUUAACAUUUUUCUGUCAGUAUUAUGUGCUUAGAUUUUGAAUAAUCUUGGCGUUCUUUAAAUUAAAACUUACUAUGUACAGGUAGCUUUUAAAUCUGUUUUGGAAAACACUGUCCUUCAACCCUGCUUUCACUACAAAGUUUAAGAUUAUUUUUAUGUGCAAUAUUAUUUAAAAAGAUACACAUUUGUAUACCUGGUGUUGUAGAAAGAAAAGCUUCAAACUUAAAACUUCUAGCACCUUGGGAGGAUACUCAAGAGAAUCAACAUGUCUGUAUCCUUUAAGCAACAAAGUUGAGAAUACUUCUUACUACAUCAGUGCUUUCUGCUUUGGAUACUCCUGAAGUGCUCAUUGAUGGGUGGUGAGUCAGUGCAGAUGACUCAGCCAUCCUGCAGCUGUGUCCCCAAGAGCUCAGGGCUCUGGCGCCUGCGUGGGCUUUGAAGCAUCGUGGUGGUGGUUGCUGCUGCUGUCGGUGCUGCAGAUUGUACUGGGCAAGGAGGGAGGGGUGCGUAUGAAUGGCAGGUGUGUAUAUAAGUAUAUAUAAAAUGCACUCAUUAAUUGAAAAUGAGGUUUGCAGUGAGAACUAUUUUUCCAUGAGACAGUUUGGAUACUGUGUUCCAGCUUGAACGGGAUUUUUUUUUUAUUGAUAAUUGCUAUUGUCUUCUGAGCUACACACUUGCACAUUAGGACUUUCGGGGUUUUUUUGUUAUUUUUUAAUGAUAAAAAUUUUGCUUUGUUCUUGAAAGCUGCAGCACCUGUCUUGUAAGAAAACUUGCAGUUGUAAAAGCUUUGCUUUGGUUUGUUGGGUUUUUGGGGUUUGUUUUUGUUUGGUUUUGUUUUUUCUUUUGCUGUUGUUCUGCUGAGACUUUUUAUGAUUGGGGCAUCGGCAGAGGAGAAAAAAAUGUUGCCUGUGUGUUGCAUCUCACAGAAGUUGAAAUCCUGGCCAUAUUGUGAAGGGGCCAGGGUGUCACCUACUAUUUCUAGUCUUAACUGAUGCUGUGGCUCGCCCGCCUUGUGAUCUCCAUUGUGGUUGACAGUUAUCUGCCAAUACGAGUUGAUAUCCCAAACCAGUGGAGAACCAGUUCAGGUCACAUCCUCGCAGCCAUCUGGGUUGUUUAGCAACCGAAGGGUAUAAAUGUAUUUAUAUGCAUAUAAUGUAUUGAUUCUAAUAUAAAACUUCUGAUCUAAAGUAUUUUGAAUUGCUGGAUAAAGGGAUUUGUUUGAAGAGUGUAUAAAUAGUUCUUGAAGAGGUACAGCUUCAGAAUGUACACAGAUUGUGCAUUGUGUAUAGACUACUCUGGCUUUUCCUCAGCCUCUACUUUUGUAUUAAAAAUACAACUGAGUAAAUCCUUGAAAUAUUAAGGGCCUUCUGCACUGUGAUGAAGCAGAGUUGUGGUUAAAACUGACUUUAAAUUCAGUGAUGAGGAAUCAAAUGAAAAGACUGCAUCUAAUUUCUUUUUGCAUUUGAAAAUAUGGAAUGUUACUAUGCAGUAAAGAUAUUUUGGUAUGAAAAUUGUAUCAUGUAGCAAAUAGUCAACACACAAUAAAGCCACUUAUUACCUUGCAGCCCCUACAGAAAUGUAAGAGAAGACAACAUGCUUUUCAGCAUUUACAUCUUCAAGUUUUUUGUAUACUUCAGAAAUAGAUGAAAUUGCUGGUAGAUGUUUUGUCAACAAUUCAAAAUGCAAUUUUUGUUCAAGUGCUUGCUGCAAAGCUCUAAUUGGUUGCUUGCAUCACAGUGCCAAGACCAUAAGCUGGUAUGUAAUGCAGUUUGGUUAUGUACGGAAUUAUGUGCAAAGGGAAGUUUAAUUUUUAAAUAUGCACAAACUAAUUUUAAAAUCCUUCCAUGUAAAAUGAAGUUAGAGGCUAGUUGUGGUGGACCUAUUUAUUGUAUGUUUGGAAAUAAAAGCCACAGUUUUGCAGUUUAA
Apus apus (common swift) is the source of this 5534-nucleotide messenger RNA. RefSeq names its product SERTA domain-containing protein 2-like. NCBI's taxonomy places the organism in Eukaryota, Metazoa, Chordata, Aves, Apodiformes, Apodidae. Gene Ontology annotation, molecular function: transcription regulator activity. Bases 1895 to 2740 code for a protein of 281 amino acids. Gene Ontology annotation, cellular component: nucleus. The record is from RefSeq and is a predicted model, not a curated record. The transcript is spliced from 4 exons.